This is a messenger RNA of Choloepus didactylus (southern two-toed sloth), 687 nucleotides long. It is a transcript of the gene CLDN25, whose product is annotated as claudin 25. The transcript has a single exon. The record is from RefSeq and is a predicted model, not a curated record. Gene Ontology annotation, molecular function: structural molecule activity. The coding region runs from base 1 to 687 and encodes 228 amino acids. Lineage: Eukaryota; Metazoa; Chordata; Mammalia; Pilosa; Megalonychidae. Gene Ontology annotation, cellular component: bicellular tight junction; plasma membrane. Gene Ontology annotation, biological process: cell adhesion; bicellular tight junction assembly.
AUGGCCUGGAGUUUGUGUGGGAAGGUCCAGCUCGGGGGACUGCUCCUCUCCCUCCUCGGAUGGGUCUGUUCAUGGGUCACCACCAUCCUGCCCCAGUGGAAGACUCUCAAUCUGGAACUGAAUGAAAUGGAGACCUGGAUCAUGGGGCUUUGGGAGGUCUGCGUGAAUCAGGAAGAAGUUGCCACUGUGUGCAAGGCUUUUGAGUCCUUCUUGGCUCUGCCCAAGGAGUUCCAGGUAUCCAGGAUCCUCAUGAUAAUCUCCCACGGUCUGGGACUAUUGGGACUUCUGCUCUCUGGCUUUGGGUCUGAAUGCUUUCAGUUUCACAGGAUCAGAUGGGUAUUCAAGAGGUGGCUUUGCCUUCUAGGAGGGACUUUAGAGGCAUUAGCUUCAGCCACUACCCUCUUUCCAGUCUCCUGGGUGGCCCACACCACAAUCCAAGACUUCUGGGAUGACAGCAUCCCUGAGAUUGUGCCUCGGUGGGAGUUUGGAGAUGCCCUCUUCCUUGGCUGGGCUGCCGGCAUUUUCCUGGCCCUUGGUGGGCUACUCCUCAUCUUCUCGACCUGCCUGGGAAAAGAAGAUGUGAACUUUUCUGGGAUAGCUGGUCCCAUAGUCCUACUGCCCCAUGCUCCAGCAGAGUCAGAUGGCUCCUUCCACCUAACACCAAGACCCAGGGACCCAAUAAUCUAG